UCAUUAGUUUUCGUACAGGACUCUCGGGCGGUGCUAUCUGCACUGGCUCUAUUCAUUUGAUUGGAUCCUCAGAUCCAUGGUGUUAUAGAUCUAGAAAAAAAACAAGUCUGUGAAUGUGAGAAGCAGAUCUACAAGAUCUUUGCCAACAAUAAUAAUAUUAGUGAAACCUUGUGAUAUUUUUACAAACAACUAAAAAGAAAUACUAUUUAUAGGGGUUUCGUUGGAGCGUUGGCUGUCUGGCAUUUCCGCUUACUGGGCUUUUUAGGGGCCUGUAGUGCGGCACAGGGCGUAUACUUGAUGAUUGAUGCCUGCCAAAUUGGAAGUGCAACGCGCGCGGGCCACCAAGAUGAAUCGCAGCCAAGUGCAGCUGCGGCACGAACCAGAUCGGAUAGGCACAGAGCUAAGCUCUGAAAUGGAAACUGAAUUAAAUUGUUAUUCAAUUGCGGUGGGCAACAAACCUGCGACUCAUGCCUUCUCUGAAUUUGUUCAUCAGUGAUGCCAGGUCUUCAAAAGGCCAUUAUUAAUACGCUAGUUUGAAAGAUAUAACAAUUGUAUCGUACAUAUUCCACAGAUUGGCUUAAACAAUCAGCUUGUAGUUUCGGAUGUAAACUUUAAUUUCUAGCCAAAUCAACUAGUAGCUGAGUAGUUGACAACUCUUUUCGGCCCACAGCGAUUUACAGAUGCCGAGAGUUGUUGACUCGAGCCAGUGGCAGUUCGAUUUUAUGUGCCAGUUGAAUCGAAACUGGCCAAAGAUCAACAUAGUUGGCUAAACAAUUGCGAGAUUAAUCGAAUUGCGAAUUCCGCCUUUCCAAUUGCAGAGAGACUGAGAAUGAAGCGUGAAAUGAACGAUGAAGGGGAGGGACCACAGGACCAGAAGCGCAAUCGCCGCAACGAGGAGACCGUUCGCAUCCUGAUUCCGAGCAGUAUUGCUGGGGCUGUCAUCGGCAAAGGAGGACAGCACAUUCAGAAGAUGAGGACUCAGUAUAAAGCCACUGUGUCUGUCGACGAUUCCCAAGGCCCCGAACGAACCAUCCAAAUAUCGGCGGAUAUAGAGUCCACAUUGGAAAUUAUCACCGAAAUGCUGAAAUACUUUGAGGAGCGCGACGAGGACUUUGAUGUGCGCCUACUUAUACACCAGAGUUUGGCAGGCUGCGUCAUUGGCAAAGGUGGACAAAAGAUCAAGGAGAUCCGCGAUCGCAUCGGCUGCCGCUUUUUGAAGGUCUUCUCGAAUGUGGCACCACAGAGCACAGAUCGAGUGGUGCAGACCGUGGGCAAGCAGAGCCAGGUCAUCGAAGCGGUGCGUGAGGUGAUCACACUUACCCGGGACACUCCCAUCAAGGGAGCGAUACAUAACUAUGACCCCAUGAACUUUGACCGCGUAUAUGCCGAUGAGUACGGUGGCUACGGCACUGGAAGUGGCAGUACCCGACCCAGUCAGCGGGGAAACAAUCGUAAUGGAGGAGGCGCUGGAGGUGCUGUCGGCGGUGCAGCCGGUGGCAAUGGUGGAGGAUUCAAUGCUGGCGGUGCACGCGGCAAUGCCGGCGGACGUGGCGGAGCUGAUCGCUUCGGCGGCGCCGCUGGUGGAGCUGUGGCCGGUGCUGGAAUGGGACAGCGCGACAAUCCGUUCAUCAACCCGUGGGCCAAUGGCGGUGGCGGAGAUGUAGAUGGUUUUGGCAACAGCGCUGGUGGUGCUGGUGGAUUUGCCGGUAACAGCUUUGGCGGUGGCGCCGGUGGACCAUUCGGUGGCGGUAGCUUUGGCAACAACGGUUUUGGAGGCGGACCCAGCGACUUUGGCGGAAAUUCCGGUAACUUUGGACAGGCGCAGGGCACUAACAGUCUGCCAAGCCUUGGUAGCUUCAGCCAGAACCAGGGUGGCACUAGCAGCCUGCCCAGUUUGGGCAGCUUUGGUCAGAAUCCUGGCGGACCCGGUGGAUUGGGUAACGGACUGAGUGGCGGUGCUAAUGGCGGCGUUGGAGCCUUGGGUGGUGCUAAUGGAGCCGGUGGCUUCAAUGCUGUCGGUGGAGCUAACGGUGGGCCGAAUGGCAGCCCAAAUGCCGCGACAAAUGUGCCUCAGGGUCAUGAUCCCAACAACAGCACACAGGUCACCAUUCCAAAAGAGCUGGCUGGUGCCAUCAUUGGCAAGGGAGGUGGCCGCAUCCGUCGCAUCCGCAACGAGUCCAGUGCGUACAUCACCAUCGACGAGCCCCUGCCAAACUCGAACGAUCGUAUCAUCACCAUCUCGGGCACACCCAAGCAAAUACAAAUGGCCCAGUAUCUGCUGCAACAGAGCGUACACGAGAAUGGCAGGCGAAACAUUUAAGUGGGCAAGGACUUGAACAGCUACAACAGCAAUAGCAACACCAUUCGGCAGAACAACAAAUUCAACAACUAAAAUAACCAUCGAGAAGUGCUGCGUUUCACGUUUAAAUUUAAAUGUACUAAAAGGAAGAACUGGCGAACGCCCACGGCGAGAGAGCAUCCUCCAAAUACGAAAGAAAUUUAUGUAUUUCUUCACUAACUUUAAGUGAAUAUACGCCCCAAAUGAAUAAGCAACUGGAACCGAGUUGCCCCAACCAUCAGCGCCUGCAUCCCCCAUUCAUCCUCGUCGUCACCAGUUUGCAAUUUGGGGGAAAGUCAACCUUAAAACUCUGUAUGAUAAGAAGAAUGAACAAAUAAAGUAAACAUAAACUUGA
Molecule: messenger RNA, 2693 nt
Organism: Drosophila sechellia
Lineage: Eukaryota; Metazoa; Arthropoda; Insecta; Diptera; Drosophilidae
Gene: HnRNP-K
Product: Heterogeneous nuclear ribonucleoprotein K
Exons: 9
Coding region: 830-2320 (496 amino acids)
Molecular function (GO): RNA binding
Source: RefSeq, a predicted model, not a curated record